UGGUUGCAGUCCAGCAAAAAUGGAAAGCAAGUCUGAAGACCACGGUGUUGAUUACCUGUGUUCAAGAAAAAAUGAACUUAUGAUCUGAUCAAGGAGACCAUCCCUAGAAAAGAAGAGGAAAUAGAUGAAUUAUCCAUGGGACAAGCUACUGUUUCUGGAAGACAAAGGAAAAAGAGGGAGACCGGUGAAGAAUGAAGUCCUGUUAGGUGUAUGCUCGUUUGCUUUGAUGGGACAGUUGGGUCAUAGCGCAGUAAGGAAGCCAUGCACAGGAAUAUCUCCAACCAAACUUCUGAGGCUUCAGGAGAUACCCACUAUAACUAUCUGGCCUUGAUCUUCGGGCUCAUACUGAUUGUAUUUAUUAUCUGUGGGAAUGUGUUAGUGUGUCAUAGUGUCUGGACAGAGAAAGCCCUAAAAACCACCACCAAUUAUUUCAUAGUUAGCCUGGCUGUAGCUGACCUUCUUCUAGCUGUCCUUGUUCUCCCACUUUAUGUGUAUAUAGAGUUUAUAGGAGGGGCCUGGACCCUAAGCCUUGUCCUUUGUGAUGCCCUCAUGACCAUGGAUGUCAUGCUCUGUACAGCUUCCAUCUUCAAUCUCUGUGCGAUCAGUGUAGACAGGUUCAUAGCUGUCUCAAUCCCACUGAACUAUAACAGACGACAAGUGGAUAACCGCCAACUCUUCCUGAUCUCUACCACAUGGAUUUUUGCCUUUGCUGUGGCCUCCCCUGUCAUUUUUGGGCUGAAUAAUGUCAAAGACAGGGAUCCAACUGAGUGUAAACUGGAAGACAAUAAUUAUGUAGUGUAUUCUUCUGUCUGUUCCUUUUUUAUCCCAUGUCCAAUAAUGGUAGUACUGUACUGUGCAAUGUUUCAUGGACUCCGCAAGUGGGAAGAAACCAGGAAAUCUAAGUUACGGAGUCACAUGUCCCCAAGACCUAAGCCACCAAGCCAAACACUCAUAUUUGAUAAGAUUGAUAGGAUUGAACGUAGUCCUACAGACAGCAAGCUGGAUGAAAUUAUGUAUGACCAAUCAGACUGCCCUUUCUCCAAGGCAUAUGUGGACAAUGGCCAUGGAAUACAAAGUAUAGCUUACCCUCAUCUCAAAUAUUCAUCAAGUAUGGAGCCAGAACGAAAACACUCAAAGAUCAACGGGCGAGAGAGAAAAGCAAUGAGAGUUCUUCCAGUUGUUGUUGGUACUUUUCUUUUCUGCUGGACGCCGUUUUUUGUGGUGCACAUUACACGCGCACUGUGCGAGACUUGUUACAUUCCAGAGCCUCUCUUCAGCACUGUCACAUGGUUGGGAUACGUCAACAGCGCCUUGAAUCCUGUUAUCUACACAAUUUUCAACACUGAGUUCAGGAACUAUUUCCGUAAAGUGCUUCGAAUGUGCUGCUGACCCUGUUGAAUGUUGGACAAAAGUGUGGGCAAUGUGUUCUGGUCUUCUACAAACUUGAGAGCACAGCUCUUCUGAGCAUUGGCCUCACCCAA
Nanorana parkeri is the source of this 1481-nucleotide messenger RNA. RefSeq names its product dopamine receptor D4 (gene DRD4). The coding region runs from base 262 to 1389 and encodes 375 amino acids. Gene Ontology annotation, cellular component: plasma membrane. NCBI's taxonomy places the organism in Eukaryota, Metazoa, Chordata, Amphibia, Anura, Dicroglossidae. The transcript is spliced from 4 exons. Gene Ontology annotation, biological process: adenylate cyclase-inhibiting dopamine receptor signaling pathway; adenylate cyclase-activating adrenergic receptor signaling pathway. The record is from RefSeq and is a predicted model, not a curated record. Gene Ontology annotation, molecular function: G protein-coupled receptor activity; dopamine neurotransmitter receptor activity, coupled via Gi/Go.